AUGACUCAAAGCCACGUCCACUCCCAUCACCGUCGGACCCCUUCAGGCUCAAACUCAUCCAAACUGCGGUCGGCACGUCCGGCUCUCCAUAGGAAAGGCGCAUCCUACGCGAACCUCUCCAUCUCAAAGCUGGGAUCUGGACAGCCCCGGUCCACUGUCGUAGACGACGACCGCGUGCCUGAGAUGGCUGCCAGCUUUCUAAACUACUGCGCCAUGUGUGAAAGACAAAUCACCGUGCCUGAUAAUCGCCUCCUUUAUUGCAGUGAAAGCUGCCGCCGCAAGGAUUCCCACAAACCUCUUUCCGCCUCCUUUCCCUCUUACACCCCAAUGUGUUCGCGAAACACAUCUCCAGCUUCUUCUUCACCACCACUGUCACCCACGAUUGUGGCCCCCAUGACUCCCACGAAAGCUCCUGUUACAGUUUCCAGGCCUAUCCGGAUACCCACAGACAUGCAUGAGUCCAAGACGGAUCUUGAUCCCACUGAAUGGAAGCCCGUGAUACAGGUGGACUCUCGCUGCGCCAGUGCCAUGGGCUCGGACGCUUGGAAAUAUCUUUCCCAAUUCCAUAGCGAUGACACCAUGGUUCCUCUUCGUCGCGCACGGGUCGACCAUCACAGUUCGACCAGCCUCUCGACUCUCCCUUCGUUGAGUCAUACUCCGUCGGUUGCCUCUUCUGUGAGCAGCGUUGCCUCAGAUUACAUGAGCUAUCGCCCUUUACCUCCUCGUCAUAAGCCCUGCUUCUCUGGUAGCGGCAGCGCUGCGAAGGGCGUGCAGCUGGUUGUCCCCCAGAUUGCGGUGAUUCCCGACUCCCCCAUCGACAUGCCCAAUGGUGGAUCUGUCUUUCCCGCCAACAGCGGCCUUUGGGAUGAGAAGACUAUCGAGGCCCCCGUGAUCACAGGCACGGAUGCCACUACGGUGGUCUCUGUGUCCGCGAGAAACUGA
Messenger RNA from Aspergillus calidoustus, 942 nucleotides. Lineage: Eukaryota; Fungi; Ascomycota; Eurotiomycetes; Eurotiales; Aspergillaceae. The record is from the annotation of a GenBank genome assembly.